CCAAUUCCCUGCUUAUUUAAUUUUCAAUUUUUUUCCUCCAUUGUGUGUGUGUGUGGUGGAAAUUAGGGCUUAGUGAAGUGUGUCGGCGAUGGAUGUGACUGUGCUUCGGGGCUUGCAGAGAGUUGUCGGGGUUGCGGGGGUUUUAGUGUCCGACAGUGGAAGGUCCUCGAGAAGAAAAAACGAAGAAGGCGUUGUCGUGACGAAUCUGAACGCGAAUUGGGUUUUCCGUUGCGAGCAAAUGAGUGUGAAGAAUUUGAACCUGGAUAGAUUUAGGGUUUAGAAGAGGGGAAGUAGAUUCAUGGCUGUCGCUGCAGCGGGAGAGUUGCUGGAUCUGCUGUCGCGCGAGGUGCGAGAGCUGUCCCUGGGUUGCACGCCCGAGGUUGUCAGGAUCGAUGGCCCUCCCGAUCCUGUGCAGUUCCUGCGCGACUUCGUCAUGCCCAAUCGUCCCUGCAUCAUCACCAACGCCAUUGCACAUUGGCCCGCCCUUCGCCUCUGGUCCAACUCCUACUUGCAAUCCCAACUUGCCCACCGUAGCGUCUCUUGCCAUUUCACCCCCGACGGGCGAGCCGAUGCCCUUGUGCAGGCUCCUCAGUCUGCAGACGUGGGGUCAAAGUCUAGCCACAGCGAUGGAGGUGAUUUGGAAGGAGAAGGACCUGCCAAUGAAAUAGUCUUCGCAAGUUCACUUGUGGAGGUACUGCCCUUCCCCACGGCGCUGGAGUGUGUUCUGAGUUCGAGUUGUGAAGACCGUAGUGUGGCAUAUCUACAGCAGCAGAACAAUUGCUUCCCGUUGGAGUUUUCUGCGCUUUCUGAAGAUGUAGACAGCGAUAUCGCAUGGGCAAGCGAGGCUUUGGGCUGCAAGCCCGAGGCGGUGAAUUUGUGGAUUGGUACUCAAGAGUCGGUGACAUCAUUCCAUAAGGACCACUAUGAGAAUCUUUAUGCUGUAGUCUCUGGGGAGAAGCAUUUCACCUUACUUCCCCCAACAGAUGUGCAUCGGAUGUAUGUGAAGAAGUACCCCGCUGCUCAUUAUGAACGAACGGACAGUGGGAGCUUGGUGCUUAAACGCGAUAGUCCAACCGCCUGGGUGCCGUGGUCCAGUGUAGAUCCCUUUCCAAAGAAUGCUGAGCGACAAACAGCCGAGUCCCAGCAUCCGCGUUAUUUCGGAGGCCCACUGGCAUUUGAGUGUACAGUCAGAGCAGGAGAACUACUUUAUCUGCCGAGUUUGUGGUUUCAUCAUGUACGCCAGUCACCGGAUUCAGAGGGGCGCACCGUCGCCAUUAAUUAUUGGUAUGACAUGCAAUUUGAUAUGAAGUAUGCGUAUUUCAACUUCGUGGAAUGUUUGGCUGCAUCGUCAUCGACAUUGGAGACUAUUUCUAUACGUUCGAGCUCGUGACUUACUCGGGUUGGGCUGACUACAAGGCGAGGAAACAGUUUGGGCUUACUAGCAUUGAUCUUAGUCAUGACUCCAACCACUAAGGAUUAAAGGAGAAAACUUUAUUAGAGUAAUGCACAUGAUUUCCCAUAUUACCAAAGAGUGAUCGACAUGCUGGUCGCCUGCCAAUUUGAUUGGGUCACAUGACCUCCACAUGGAGUUUGUAAUGUAUGUGGACCCACAUCAGCGUUUCUUACUCUUUAUAGUAAAUACAAUGGAAGAGCUCUUCAUCAGAAUUGAACACUA
Molecule: messenger RNA, 1675 nt
Organism: Physcomitrium patens
Lineage: Eukaryota; Viridiplantae; Streptophyta; Bryopsida; Funariales; Funariaceae
Product: lysine-specific demethylase JMJ32
Source: RefSeq, a predicted model, not a curated record